UAUUUCUCAGAUGAUUUUCCCUAAUGCUGUGCAUGAAGUCAGAAGAUGAACUGGAAUAACAUUCUCCACACAAUAAUCUUCCUUUCUCUUACCGGACCUGGAAUUGUGGGAAAUACCCUAAUGUUUGUGAGAUAUGUGUAUAAUUCUGCCUUGGGGCCUGAGAAAAAGCCUGUAGACCUUAUUCUCAUCCACUUGGCAUUUUCUAAUAUGAUCAUUAUUUGUAGCACAGGGAUGAAAGACAUAGCCACAGUGUUUUAUUUCAGAGACUUCCUAGGAGAUGUUGGCUGUAAAGCUGUGGUUUAUCUGGCAAGGAUGGCACGGGGCCUCUCCAUCUGCACCACCUGUCUCCUCAGCGUGGUCCAGGCACUCACUAUCAGUCCCAGGAACAACCUUUGGAUGAAGCUCAAACCAAAAACUUCAUGGCAAGUUCUUUUCUUUCUCAUUCUCUUUUGGAUUGUGAAUGUUCUCAUAAGCUCCAACUUGCUCCGCUACAUCAAAGCAGGCAGUGGCUUGAACAGGUCUGUAGCUAGACUGUUCAUUGGCCACUGCUAUAUGUUGCCAUCCAGACAUAUGAUCAAGUGGCUUUUCCUCUCUCUCAUGACUCUUCGUGAUGCCAUCUUUCAGAGUCUGAUGGGCUGGAGCAGUGGCUCCAUGGCUCUCCAUCUUUAUAAGCAUCACAAGCGUGUCCUCUACCUUUACAGCUCCAGGCUUGCAAACAACUCUCCUCCAGAAAUCAGAGCUACAUGGAGUGUUCUUAUUCUUAUGACCUGCUUCCUUUUCUUCUAUUGGGUAGAUUGCAUUCUCUCCUUCUACACAGGUUUCACAGUGACACAUGAUUCUAUUUCAUUAAAUAUUAAAACAUUUUUAGAACUUGGUUAUGCUAGCUUCAGCCCCUAUGUUCUAAUUAGCAGAGAUGUCCAUGUUCCUAAUGUUUUGCAUGCUCAUUGA
This is a messenger RNA of Meriones unguiculatus (Mongolian gerbil), 948 nucleotides long. Its product is annotated as putative vomeronasal receptor-like protein 4. Gene Ontology annotation, cellular component: membrane. Gene Ontology annotation, molecular function: pheromone receptor activity. The record is from RefSeq and is a predicted model, not a curated record. Bases 46 to 948 code for a protein of 300 amino acids. Gene Ontology annotation, biological process: G protein-coupled receptor signaling pathway. The transcript has a single exon. NCBI's taxonomy places the organism in Eukaryota, Metazoa, Chordata, Mammalia, Rodentia, Muridae.